Messenger RNA from Nothobranchius furzeri (turquoise killifish), 3081 nucleotides. Lineage: Eukaryota; Metazoa; Chordata; Actinopteri; Cyprinodontiformes; Nothobranchiidae. The record is from RefSeq and is a predicted model, not a curated record.
AUGGCAGCGUUCAUUGGGAACCUUGGAGAAUACAAGGAAGAACAAGAGGACUUUGAGUCGUACCUGGAGAGGUUUGAGCAGUGGAUUAUUGUAAAUGAAGUGGAUGAUGGCAAACAGGCCAACGUUUUUCUGUCCGUGAUUGGCGCUGAAGCUUACGGACUGUUAACGAACCUCUGUAUACCAGAUAAGCCUAGUAGCCUCUCAUAUGACGAACUGAGUGGGAAAUUAACAGCUCAUUACAAGCCAAAGCCGCUAAUUAUAGCUGAAUGGUUUAAAUUCCAAAAAAGGAACGAGCAAGAAAAUGAGUCUGUGUCAGAUUAUGCAGUGGCAUUAAAGCGCUUGUCCACACAUUGUGACUUUGGCCGUCAUUUAGACGAAGCACUGAGGGACAGAUUCGUCAGUGGGUUAAAGGUGGAGGCUAUUCAGAGAAAAUUGCUCACUGAACAGGAUUUGUCAUUUGCAAAAGCAUGUGAACUGGCUCUAUCGAUGGAAAUGGCAUCAAAGAAUACAAUGGAGUUUGCAAGUAACCUAAAAAGCCAUUCAACUGUGAAUAAGAUAGACAAAAAGAGAGAAACUAAAAGUGCCUGGCAAACCAACCCAGCAGGUAGCGGGUGGAAAAGUACAGUCAAAAGUGAACAUUCCAUCCCACAGAGAAAUAUGCACCAGCCCUCUUACCGAUGUGGUGGUAACAAUCAUGCAGCACAAGGAUGCAGAUUUAAAACAGAGACAUGCCGGAAGUGUUCAAGGGUGGGACACAUAGCAAGGAUGUGCAAAACAAAAAAAUGGUUGGGAAACACACAAUAUGUGGCUGAGACCAGCAGUCCAAAGGACACGGCAAGAAGUGAAGCUGAGGAGGAACUGUUCAUGAACACGGUGUAUUCCACUUAUACUUUGGGGAAGGGAAAAAAGGACAUUAAAGUAACUGUGAAAUUAGAAGAAACCCCUAUAGACAUGCAAGUUGACACAGGAGCGGCAGUAACACUGGUUCCAGAGAUAGUGUAUAAGAAACAUCUUUCUCAUCUGCCCCUGGAAGCAACGAAAGUGCGGCUGUCAACCUUUUCUGGUGAGAACAUACCCUUACUGGGUACAGUGACCGUUAAGGCUAAAUAUGAGAACCAGAGUGGUGUUUUCCCUCUGGUGAAAGUGAAAGGAAUAUUCUCAGUGUUACCAGUAGGGGGCAGUAAUGAUACAGAUGUAGAGACAGUGUUACAGAGACACACCGCCGUGUUUUCAGAGGAGCCGGGUACUAUCCGAAAGUUUAAGGCCUGCAUCACAGUAAAGCCCGAUACAAAACCAGUUUUCAGGAAGGCAAGACCAGUGUCAUAUGCACUGAAGGAGGCAGUCGAAAAGGAGUUAAACCGGUUAGAGAAAGCUGGUGUUAUCUCAAAGAUAGAACAUAGCCAGUGGGCUGCCCCAAUAGUAGUGGUGCCAAAAUCUGACAAGUCCAUCCGCAUUUGUGGUGACUAUAAGGUCACAGUAAAUCAGAGUGUGGAAGAGGGGAGCUAUCCGUUACCUACGGUUGAAGACCUUUUUGCCACUCUAGAUGGGGGCACUCUUUUCAGCAAAUUAGACCUGUCACAUGCCUACCAACAGCUGGUGCUCGAGAAAAACUCAGAGAAGUAUUUAGUUAUAAAUACUCACAAGGGGCUAUAUGCUUAUCAUAGACUAUCCUACGGUGUGUCUAGUGCACUCUCUAUGUUCCAGAAUGUGAUGGACCAGAUCCUACAAGGCUUGGAGCAUGUGACCUGUUUUCUGGAUGACAUACUUAUUACGGGAAGAACCAGAGAGGAACACCUGAGGAACUUAAAGGAGGUGCUGAGCCGUUUAGAGAACUAUGGGGUGAGAGUGAAAAGAGAAAAAUGUACUUUCAUGCAGGAGAAAGUGGAGUACCUGGGCCAUCUGAUUGACAGAGAAGGAUUACAUCCAACGGAGACAAAGGUAGCUGCCAUAGUAAAUGCACCCCAGCCCUCAAACGUCACAGAGCUACGGUCAUUUUUAGGGUUGUUAAACUACUAUGGCCAAUUCAUGAAAGACCUGUCAACCGUUCUACAACCGCUAUACAAACUUUUAAAGAAAGAAGUACACUGGGAAUGGACACCAGAGUGCACGACAGCAUUUAAUAAUGCAAAAGAACAACUAGUAAAGAGCUCAGUAGUGGUUCACUAUGACACCAAGAAACCCCUGAGACUAGCUUGCGACGCAUCCCCUUAUGGGAUAGGGGCGGUCAUGUCGCAUAUCAUGGAAAAUGGAGACGAGAAACCAAUCGCUUUUGCAUCACGUACCUUGACGGAGGCAGAAAGCAAAUACAGUCAGAUCGAGAAAGAGGCACCGGCCAUAAUAUUCGGCGUGACCAAAUUUCAUAAGUAUCUGUAUGGGAGAAAAUUCAGUUUAAUAACUGACCACAAACCACUCCUUUCCAUCCUGGGACCGAAGUCCAAAAUUCCCACUUUAGCUGCAUUGCGGAUGCAGCGAUGGGCGUUGAGACUGAUGGCGUAUGACUACAGUAUAGAGUACAGGACGUCGGCGGAGAAUGCAAACGCAGAUGCAUUGUCUAGACUUCCAAAAAAAGGAAGGGAUAAUACAGCAGAGGAGAACGGAAUUUUCUAUUUCUCAGUAGUAGACGAACUUCCUGUACAGGCUACUGAGAUUGCGCAAAACACCCUCAAAGAUCCCGUCCUGCGUAAAGUACUGGAGCUGACUCGGCUUGGUUGGCCCAACUACAUCAAAGACGAGACACUAAAACCAUACUUCACCCGAAGGAAUGAACUGUCAGUGGAACAAGGGUGCAUUCCAUGGGGAAUUCGAGUUAUCAUUCCACCAGCACACCGAGAACAACUACUGCACGACCUACACCAAGGACACCCUGGAGGAAGCAAAAUGAAAAACUUGGCCAGGAGCUACUUGUGGUGGCCUCAGCUGGAUAAAGACAUAGAACAUGCAGUACAACAAUGUAACGCGUGUCAAAGUGUGAGGAAACUUCCAGAACCAGCACCUCUACACUGCUGGCAGUGGCCUACCAGAGUGUGGCAGAGGAUACAUAUUGACUUCGCAGAGAAAGAGCAGCACAAUUUCCUUGUGUGA